ACUGUGAUAUUGCUGUGAAGUUAUCUGCUGCACAACAGGUUCUGUAUUAUUUUUCUGUCUUUGUGGUUGACCAAAUAUCAGACUCUGAGGAUACAUCUUUUUAGCUUGAUUAGUUGUAGUAGGUAGGUACACAGACUAAGUGCAGCUACUCAUAGAGGUCCAGUGUAGGCUGCAAUUAUCGUAUGGCAGUGAAACUUGGUAUAAAUCGUUAAUGGGGAACAGAUUUAUGCUGGAAAAAAGUUAGUUCUAAUUUUGGCCACUAGGUGCAAGUCUGGCAUUGUGAAUGCAAGAAAGACGUAUAGAAAUAUUUUCAUAUGUAAUGGUUUAGUAAUGGGAUGGGCAGAAAAGGUCAAACAAGUAGAAAGGUAUAAUGCUAAUUUUUGUUUUAACCACCACCUAUACAGUUUGUUCAAUAUGACCACCAGUGGUGUUGACGAGAUGCUGUACAGUGCCAAAUUUGCACCUGGUGGCAAAAUUGUAACUAAUUUUUUUUACAGCAUAAAUCGAUUCCACAUUAACACAUUAGCAUAUCUACAAAGUUUCGCUGCCAUAUGAUAAUUACAGUCCACACUGGACCUUCAUGAGUAGCUGCUCUUUAUUUAUAACCACCCAGUUCUUGUGUACAGAUAGCAAUUGCCAAACUUUGAUCACCUUCAGUCCUGCUUUAGAAUGAGGCAUGGUGUUGAGCAAUGUGAAUUGUUAAUGUUUGGAUGGCAGGAGGCUGGUUCAGUUGUUCAUCUAUCACUUUGUUUCUAUUAGUAGACUACCUUUGUAUAUGACAGAUGUCCAGAGAAGCAUAUACAGUGCAUUACAUGCUGUUGAUAAUAUUUUUGUGAUGGUGGCUGUUUGCUUUUAUGAGCCCCAGUUUUAUGGCUUUCUGUGGGGCUUACGUUUGCACUAUGAAUUUAAAUAGUGUAUGUGAUUAACACAUCACUAAACAUGUGUGGUCAGUUUUUGGGAAUAAGUUUGGUUCAUACAUUUUGCAACAUGAUUUGAUGCAGGUAAAUUGUGCACAGUUUAACAAAUCGGUGUGGAAUUCUGGAAGCAGUUCAUAAGUUGGGUGUAUCCAUUCUGUUGUGAAUUGCAGCGAUGUAACAGUCUGAGGGUGGUCAAAUUAAUGUUAAUAAUGUAUGUAAAUGCAUUUCUUGUCUUCAGAUUACCAUUUAAAUGCUCAUGAAUAUCAUAAAUCAUAAAAUCUCAAAGCAUAAACAAACCUUAUCAUAAAAUUAUAUUUUACAGAAACAGUUCUAAUACCAGUCUUAUCAGCUGUUUUCCAACUAUCCCGUACCACUCACUUACCAGACUUUUUUCCUUGAUAUAAUUCACAAUUGACAAAAUUCUGGGUUUAACAAUACAGUUCUAGCACAAAGUAUUUUGAUGUUUUCUAGUCAUUUCUGUUGAAUGGGGUGGCACAGUGGUUAGCACACUGGACUCGAUGCGGGAGGAUGGCUAUUCAAACCUGCGUCUGGCCAUCCUGAUUUAGGUUUUGUGUGAUUUCCCUAAAUCACUUCAGGCAACUGCCAAGAUAGCUGCUUUGAUAGAGAGCAUUGCCUAUUUCCUUCCCCAGCCUUCCCUAAUCCGAGCUUUUGUUCCAUCUCCAAUGACCUCAUUGUUGACAGGACAUUAAACACUAAUCUCCUACUCCUAGUCAUUUCUGUAAGGCAGUUGUUGUUGACAUCAGUUAAAUUGCUCGUUGUCUAAGGCAGAUAAAUGAGUCGAGAUAAUGUGUGUGUAAAGUGAAGCCUGCAACUGGCUUAGGUGUUUCAGUAUAUCCACAUUAAUCAUUGCUGGAAGACCACAGAUAUUUUCUGUACCUUUCCUUCUCAGUAUCUCCAACUUCUCUCAAAACAAAAUAUUGAAGCAAGCACAUAACAUUACCAGCAUUAUCAGUUAGUUCACUUGUAGACCAGUAACCCUACAUAUUUAAAAAGUUCCUCAGUUUCAUUUUCCUUUGUCAUCACUUGUACCAAAUUGAUUGAAAAAGGUAUUAUGUCUACUUAGAGCUUACUAACUAUGCAUUAUGAAGAUUGUCUGCCUAUUAUAGUUAAUAACAACAUUAUUAUUUUUUAUUUUGGUGAUAGUGCAAUGCUACAUUCUGUUUGAUGAUAUAAUGUGUUAAAAGAUUGUAGACUUCAAACCAUCCUUUGACAAUGACACAGGUUCCUCUUUACAUGUUCUGACAUAUAUAGUUAAAACUUAAUAGACAUGUGCUUCCUCUGGGGAAACAAUGCUGUUAGUGCACCAUGUUAUUUUUCAAGAACAUAGAUUACUUUGUAAUUAAAUUUUUAAAGUCUCCAAAAGAGUGAUGUCGACAAAAGGUGUGCAUGUUCACACCCCAAUUGAAAGUUUCAAGCUGGCAUUUCCCCCCUUACGCUGUUUUAUAGCGGUCCAAGUUCUAAUUGUGUUAGUUGGUAUAUUUGAAAGAAAGCAAGACAGCUUCACUUGCACUAAUGUUUAAUAAUGCACAUAAUUGAAACUGCAGCAUCCUUUUGCUUCUUUCAUAGUAUUGAAAUUGGUACUUAUUAAUGUUGAAUGAAAUUAUAAAUAAUGGAUUUGUGAAAUUUUGGAACUAGAAGAGAAAAGUCACAAGUGACUAAAAAUUUGUGUAUGGGUACCAGGUGGUCAUGAAACAAUGCAACUCCUCUGAUAUUUUGACAAUUGUAACUCAACUGCUUGCAGCACAUCGUCAGUAUAUUUACAAUAGUUUUCAGUUUCCAUGUUCAGCAUUUGUGGAAAUUUUUGUUUUGUAACCUGUGUUCCCAACCAGGGCUGAUACUCAUUUGGGGAAAGUGCUCCUUUAAUUCAGUCUUCCUAUUGUCAGCAAUGUAUGACUUGAAAACAAGGAAAAAUGGCACUCGAGGAGUUUACAUAGGCCAAAUCACAGUAUCCUUGUUGUACCUCAUCUUCGAGUAUGAGAUUUCUUUUGCAUACCUAUUCUUAAUAGGAAAUUACAAUGGUAAAGAAGUAUUUGCAUAUUUCUCAAAUUCCUAGAAUCAUGUUUUUUCCAUUUCAAUAUUUCUUCUGAACAAACUGUGUGCAGUGUAUGAAAAGGAACCACUGAGAUUCUGACACUGCUAUCCUCAGGUGAUCUGAUAAAAUGUUUCUGAGUACAUGCAUCAGAAAUAAGAUUUCCUUAAUUUUUUAAUAGAGUUUUGUGUUGAUCUAUAUAUGAAUAGAGGAAAAGUUAAUUAUUUUUAUGAUUCCUGGAUUUCAUACACAUUUUCUCCCUGGAAGUAGCAACUUUUGCUCUCCUGAGAACCCGUGCUUUUUUAAAAUUAUGGUUAAUCAGUCGGUUGAUUGCAGCACUUUGCAAACAAUACAUUGUACUGUUGAUAACUAAAUAAGUAUUCGCUUUACUUUCCACCUUUUGUUGCAUGUAUGAUCAUUAUAAUCAAGAUAUAUAGAGUGACAAUUGCAUUUUGUGCUGAAGAGAACAGGGAAAUGGAUUUCAAUGUAUUAUUUGCAAAAUUAUUCACAAACUUUCCAUUUUUGACAUGUUCAUUGCGUGUCAGACAAAGAACAUUUAAUACAAUAAGUAGUGAAGAAAGGCAAAGGCUGAAGCAUAUUUACUCAUUUAAUAUAUCUGAACAUUUGUUUAAUAUGUAUAUACUUUUAAACUUUACAUUACAUUGAUCUAUUGUGUUUUGCAAAACAUUUAUGUGUAUGAAAUACAAGAAAUGGAAGAAUACAUUGUCUCUUGCUGUUAUGCUGCAUUGGUUUGUGUUGUGACAAAAGUGUGGUGCUUGUUUGUUCUACUGUUGGGGGUAAAAUUCAGAGGUGAAAGUGUAUUGAAUAUGGUUUUCAAGUGGCAUUUAAGUGAUACCUACAUAGAUGGUGUACAGUGCAAGAUAUGGGUGCAUGUGCAAAGCUGAAACAUCAUGAAGGCUUCGAGAUUGCUGUGCCUGCUUAGAAAAUUUCAUCCACUGUGAGCUGGAAGCCGUCAUACUUCAGUCUUAUUGUACAUUUAUGUGUAUUGGUGCACACAUGGUGCAUGCAGUUCCACGAAGGCAGUUGUGUGGCUGGGAAGUGAAACAUUACCAUACACAUAAAUGAACUGAAUUGAAUAAUCUGCGAGAAUCGGAGGAUCGUAUAAGACAGCAACAUAUUGAAUCCUCACACAGGGAGAAAGUUUUGGUGCGGCGACUUGCCACCAAGGAACAGGAAAUGCAGGAAUAUGCUAAUCAGAUUGCGGAGCUGAAAGCUGCCCAAGCUCCAGGAGCAACAGCUCUGCGCACUGCACUUCUUGAUCCUUCAGUGAAUCUGCUACUUCAGCGGCUGCGCCAGGAACUGCUGUCCACAAGGGCACGCUUGGAAGAGACACAGAAUGAGCUCAGUGCUUGGAAGUUCACACCAGACAGCAAUACUGGUAAAAGGUUAAUGGCCAAAUGCAGGCUUCUUUAUCAAGAGAAUGAAGAACUGGGACGUAUGAUUUCUAGUGGCAGACUUGCAAAACUUGAGGGAGAUUUAGCACUGCAAAAAAGCUUUAGUGAAGAAGUGAAAAAAUCCCAGUCUGAACUAGAUGAAUUUCUUCAAGAUUUGGAUGAAGACGUGGAAGGAAUGCAGGGUACAAUAUAUUUCUUACAACAGGAACUGCGUAAAGCAAAGGAAUCAAAUGCUGCCCUACAGCAAGAGAAUUCUGCUUUGAAAUCUGGUGGAGUGACAACAACAGAGCAUAAUACUGGUUUACGGACAAGUGAGGUGGGAAGGGAAUCGAGGCCACGGACGCCUUUGCCUUUGUGUCAUAAUGGGAUAAGGGAGAAAGGGGAGGAUGACUCUAGAGGUUGGGAUGAGCGGACUCAAGGGUCAGAUAGGCCACUAACCAGGGACACAUCCUCAUCCCAGUCACCAGGUACUGAAAAUGCAGCAGACCGUCCGGCAGGCCGAGAUGGGUCUCACCCACCACAGCAGCCACCUCCUGAGGAAGACAGUGUGUCUUGUGAUGCUAGGUCCCCAGAAGAUACCCGUCUGUCCCCUCAGCGUAGACCUCAUAGUCAGUAUGAGGAAUCGAACGAUUCAACGAACGUACAUUCCAGCAUGCCCCCUAGGACGUCUCAGAAUAGUGAGAGGAACUGGCAAAAAGUUAUCGUUGAGCAAGAUGAUUCUUCUAGUGACUCAAGUGAAUUAAUACUUAAGAUUGAAUCUGAAGACAUCGCUGAUGAUGAUUUGGAUCCCCAGAGUUCUGAUGCUGGAGCUGAAACCAACAAAGUGGGUAACAGUGUGAAUGAGAGAGACAGGAGUGUGCCCAUUAGUGCAGAUAGGACUGCAGAUCGUAGUGAUGUCAUAAAAGAGCAGUCGAGGGAUGGCAGAGACUCCCCAUCAUCCAGGAAAAGAACAUGUUCAAAUGAUGACAGCAGUAAUGAUAGUGACAAUGUACCAUUGAUAAAAAAAGUACGUCGUGAUUCAGAAAUUUCCCUUCAUUAUAAUGAGGAGGAGGAUGAUGCAGGCCUGACAAAUGGAGAGAGUGGUGUUUCAGGUAGUAGGACUAGUGGGAAGUAAUGCAUAAUUAUUUUGCAUAAUCACAUGUGUAGUAUUUAUCAGCAUAACGUGAUAUGUUUUAUUCCCAGUUUAUUUAAGUGCAGUCUCACAAAUUUUAUAAUAUGUUUUGAACAUCCAGAUUUAUUGUGGUAGAAAGUUGUCAGCUAUAAUUUUGUAUACAAUAUGUGUAAAGUUACAUGCAGAUGUAAAA
Schistocerca cancellata (South American locust) is the source of this 5686-nucleotide messenger RNA. It is a transcript of the gene fl(2)d, whose product is annotated as pre-mRNA-splicing regulator WTAP. Gene Ontology annotation, cellular component: nucleus. The transcript has 5 exons. NCBI's taxonomy places the organism in Eukaryota, Metazoa, Arthropoda, Insecta, Orthoptera, Acrididae. The record is from RefSeq and is a predicted model, not a curated record. The coding region runs from base 4165 to 5496 and encodes 443 amino acids. Gene Ontology annotation, biological process: regulation of alternative mRNA splicing, via spliceosome.